Messenger RNA from Ostrea edulis (European flat oyster), 1692 nucleotides. RefSeq lists its product as uncharacterized. The transcript is spliced from 10 exons. Gene Ontology annotation, biological process: centrosome cycle; spindle assembly. Gene Ontology annotation, cellular component: HAUS complex. The coding region runs from base 29 to 1171 and encodes 380 amino acids. Gene Ontology annotation, molecular function: microtubule minus-end binding. The record is from RefSeq and is a predicted model, not a curated record. NCBI's taxonomy places the organism in Eukaryota, Metazoa, Mollusca, Bivalvia, Ostreida, Ostreidae.
GAAAUUCUAAGUCUAUUUUGUAAACAAUAUGGCGCUGAGUUCAAAACGGGAAUCAAAACAAAAAAGUUUGAUGUUAUCGUUUAAAGAGAGAUUAGAUAAAUUAGCAUGUCCUUACACAGAGGGAGUGGAUGAAUCCUGGAUCCUGGAGAUGAUCUACAAACCGGGAGAACCGAGAAUUAGACUGCUGCAAUGGCUCUUCUCAAAAUUUGAUUCCAAGCUCCAUGAAUACAUUGAACCAAAAUUCGCAACAGCUGAAUCCAAACUGGACUCCAGAAUUCAACGUUUACUUUUUGUCACCUCCACGUUAGGCUUAUGUAGAUAUGAUGAUGUGGAUUUAAUCAGGGGGGUAACCUCAGGGAGUAGACAGGAUGCCUUCAUGGAGAAGCUGAUAGAUCUGGUGUGUACCAAGGAUGCAGCAGAUGACCCGGACAAUAAGGCCCUGAGGAGUCCCGGAGUGGUCAGCGAGUCCAUGUCAUUGGAAGAACAGUUUCAGCAUGACUCACAUUUGAUGAAGACUUUAUUGAAGCAAGAGAAAGUGGACUCCAUGCUAAAUCCCCGCCUCUCUCUUCUCCCCCCAGAUUUACAGAGACAGUAUGAGGUGGCCAUGGUGGAGAGAGGAGUGGACAAGGACAGGCCCCCUAAACCAGACAUACAGGGCUUAAUGGAGUCUGCUGAGAAACUAUCUCAAGACCUUCAGAGACAACAGGAAAUUCUCAGAGAAGUUAACAGAAAUUUUACAUACGAGUCACUAGAUCCAUCUCGUGGAGAGGUUGUGAGCAAGACGAUGAGUCUAGUGCUGUCCGAGUUGUCUCAGCUAGUGGUCGGUUUCACAUACUGCUACGAAAAUGAGAUGAGUCACUGGUGUAACAAAUCUCCACCCAUUCUAAAUGAGUUAGGACCUGCCUUCAAGAGAGUGUACAAUUCACUACAAAGUUUUGUCAAGCUAUUGAAAGAUUUUGAAUCCAUACGGGAGUCCUACACACAUCUGAAUCGAGACACAAAUUCUAAAAUAAAGCAGCUGACAUCCUCACAGAAGUCAAGUCUGGGGGCAGCAGGACAGGAAAUGUUGGAAAGUUUCCAUGAAUGUGUCAGCGUACUGGACGAGUCCAUUCACCGCAGGACGGCCAAUUCAAGCCAUUCCGUACUGGAGGUGUCCAAGCUGGCGAGGUGAAGGUCAUCUGUGCCACCAAGGGAUCAUAAUUUGUACUAGUCCAUGUGCUUGGAUUUUCAUCCUUGGCAGCUUUUGGGCUUUAAAAUGAGAGGGUACUUGUUUAGCCUCAUGUGCUAGUGAAAUACACAUUAACAUUGUGUAGUUGUUACACCAUGAAAGAUAUGCAGGUUUCCAUCUUUUCAAACAUUAAGAAUGUUUGUGGAAACUGCUUUAGUACACUGCAUAUGCUUUCAUUGAAUGGUUUAAUAUCAAAUACUUGUGAAUAAUCUUUUCACUUGUACACGAAAUAUAUGAAUAAAUCAUUCCAUCACGAUACACUCGUACAAUUUCAUAAACCAAACAUGAAAUAUGUCUUGUUGCACAAUGAUUAGCAAACACUAUCAUGUAUCGGACCUACUGAUGUAAUAAUACUAGGAACUUGUAUAGUAUACAUUACAGGGAUCAAGUUAACCACUAUCCACAGGUAACUUUCUGUAUACCCAUAUCUCAACCUCUACAUAUAAAAUUUAUUAUAUGCAAAA